Messenger RNA from Eurytemora carolleeae, 1595 nucleotides. It is a transcript of the gene Exd2, whose product is annotated as exonuclease 3'-5' domain-containing protein 2. The coding region runs from base 121 to 1545 and encodes 474 amino acids. Gene Ontology annotation, biological process: nucleobase-containing compound metabolic process. The record is from RefSeq and is a predicted model, not a curated record. The transcript has 9 exons. Gene Ontology annotation, molecular function: 3'-5' exonuclease activity; nucleic acid binding. Gene Ontology annotation, cellular component: nucleus; cytoplasm. NCBI's taxonomy places the organism in Eukaryota, Metazoa, Arthropoda, Copepoda, Calanoida, Temoridae.
GAAAUAAUGUCGAUGAUUGAAGAAGUGCAACUUGGUUCCAAUUAAGAUAAAAAUAUCAAGGUUCACAGAUCGAAAAGCCCUGAAUUACAAGCUUAAUGAACACGUUUCAUUACAUUUAGAAUGGACACUCGGAGACGGUUUACUCAAGGUUUACUCUUAGCAGGAGCUGGAGUAUCCGUAGGAUUGAUCGCUCUGGGGAUAUAUAGACGUAGAUCUCAUAUAACAAGGAUGGACAGAGAGAUUUUUUCUCAUAUAUCCGUAGAACGUGGAGGACGAAUUAGUUUAGUAUCAAGUGCAUCAGACUGGGAGAAGAUAUGGAAGGAUGUUUCUAGUGACCUGGAGAAAUUUCCCUUCCUUGGACUAGAUACAGAAUGGGUUAACAGUAAGGGUUAUGUUGGUCCUAUAUCUCUGCUCCAGCUUGGAACCUUCUCAGGGCAUGCUAUCCUGGUCCGACUGUGUACACUAGACAAGAUUCCUAUCUCACUCAGGGAUAUUCUAGCAAACCCUGAUAUUAUUAAGGUAGGAGUUGCUGUACUGGAUGAUAGUAGUAAACUUCUAGUUGAACAUCAACUUGAUGUACUAGGUUGUCUCGACCUUCGACACCUUGCUGUCCUCCAGCAGGAUAAACCUGGCAAACUAGGUCUCGAGGCUCUAGCUCUUAACUAUCUCGGAGUUCAGCUGGACAAGGAUUGGCGCAUACGAUCUGGAAACUGGGAAGCUCCAGAACUUUCUCCACGUCAGCUGACCUACGCAGCUAAUGACGCUCUUGUAGCUAUCAACAUAUUCUGGGUUCUACUUCGAACCCAGUUCUGCUCUGAUCUAAGCUCAAGGUUUCACAUCCUGAGCUGGAACGGUCCUAGAUUAAUCUCCGAGUGUAUACAGGCAGUGGAGAGGUUUAUAGACGUAAGGUUCAGCAGUAAAGGUUGGAUGUCUGGAGCUCUGAGCUCUGAGAAGCAGAAAUCCACCAAGUUUCUUAGUGUACUGAAGCUAAAGGGAAACUCAAUUAGGAAGUCUCCUCUGUAUCAUAACUGUCAGCUGCAGGCACCAGACGGACAGGUAGUUAUGUACAAUAUAUGUACGUGUACAACAGAAAUUGUGGAUAGAGCCAGUGAUUGUAAUUUCCUUGAAACAAACGAUGAUUAUACUCCUCAUAGUAGAGCAGUAGUGCAUUAUUUCCUAAGAGAAGGAGGACUAAUAAAUCUUGAAGUUAAAUGGAGAAAACAUUUCCUGUCUAGUAUGAAACCUAAACAUCUCCCAGACCUGUGGAGUAUAAACCACCAGGAGGAAAGGUUGGGAGUCAAGGCUGCGGAGAACAGGAUUGAUAUGGAGCAGUAUAUAUUAGCUACACAGGGGUUUACUGUCGACCAGACCUUAGAUCUGGAAGAAUAUAGAAAACUGAAGAAACCUCAGCUUGGAAUUAACCCUGAUAAUCAACUCGAAGCCACGGAUCCUAACGAAGUUCUAGAAUCGAAUUUUGGAACUCCGGAACGUGAUUCCGGUUCUUCAGUCUCGGAAGAGAGUUUCUCAGAAUUUGUGAUUACAUAGAUUAUUUUGAAGCUUGCUAAAUUUAGACCAGAACUGUGAUUAUUUCAGAA